Molecule: messenger RNA, 1134 nt
Organism: Cylindrotheca closterium
Lineage: Eukaryota; Bacillariophyta; Bacillariophyceae; Bacillariales; Bacillariaceae
Source: the annotation of a GenBank genome assembly
AUGCCAGAACGAAGACCGCAUUCCAUCCUGGGUGUCUCAAAAGAUGCGUCAGAAGCAGAAAUAAAGGCCGCGUAUCACAAAGCUGCCAAGAAAUACCACCCGGACAAGCAGACGAGCACGCAAGACAAGGAAAAGGCGAAUCAAUUGUUCAGCCAAGUCAAUGAAGCGUACGAAUCCUUGAUGAGCCAAUUUCACAGUUCUUACGGCGACGAAGGACGAGAAGGUGAGCAAGAUUUGGCUGGUGAGCCUCCCUCACGCAAUAGACCCAAGGAAGGAUGCAAGAAGGUCCGCAAGCGUUCCAGCACGGGUCGUUCCAAUCUCAGUAACUCUCAAAGAAGUAGUGAGAGUGCUGGCGAAAAUCAAAAGCCAUCAUCGUUUUCACGACAGCCUGGCCCCGAAUCUUCUCCUAGGGGACAUCGACGAGCUAGCAGUGCGUCCAAUUCUCCUGCUUCAAAUCACAGCAAGAGAUCCAUCCGAAUGUCUCGCUCCAAUAUGGUAAGCCCUGUCCCCAAAUCACCCUCGGCCAAAAAGAGCGUCCGCGACAGCAUUCGUAGCAAGUCGCCACAUGCUACGAGUUCCGGUACGCCAAGACAACGACCACGACCUGUUCAACGGAACUCUUCGACUCCUUCCCGUCACUCCUCUGGGCCCGCCUUGGGUGCUUCGGCUGGCGCAGCUUCUGCUCCUCAUCGACGCAGUCGCAGCUCCUUGGUUGGCGGUGCACCUCCUCCCAAACCACCUUUGGAUUCUCCUGUGGUCACGCGCAAGAAGCACAGUCCUAUGAACAGUCCAGCCUCUCCUCAUGGUCAUCGGCGGGUUGGAAGUAUGAGAGUCAACCACAAUCGACCCUCGUCCUUUCGUACCAACGGAGAUGCUUCGCUCUCGCCACUCCGCACCAAAAAGAGUCCGGUCCAUGCCAGGCACGGCAGUUUUGGAUCUUUGAAUUUCCAUGCCAAUAUCGCUCCGCCUCCGCCUAGUAUGCCAGCUCUAAGUCCCACUGCUACCAAGUCACUCAAAAAGGCCAAGGCACCACCGCCGCCCCAAAGCACCUUGCAACGCUUGUCGGUCAAAUUGACGAGCCGCAACGAACUCAAGGCGGAGAAGAAGGCGAGGGCAGAAAAGUUGAUGCAAUAA